AUGCUGCCCCAUGUGUUCCCAGAGCUCCUUCGGUCGACCGAGGUGCUCGUGAUCCCACCCACUCUGCCUUCCUUACACCCACAAGGCCUGUCGGACGAUGCGCGCAGGCGGCUCAAGAAGUUUGGGGCAAUCAUCGAUCUUUACCGGAGGCCGCAGACGACAGGGGACCCCGUCAACCCAGGCCUGCAACCAGAGUCGUUAUUGGAAAAGCUUUGGGCCGAUGUGAGUGCUAGCUCUCCGAUAGCCUCUGCAUUGCCCCAGCCCGCCGCCGUCCGGACCGCCAUUGGCGACUGCUACUUCCUACGACCCUGCACCUACACGUUCCUUGGCGCGACCCGUCCUUUUACGAUCAAAGCUCUGCGGCACUUCAUCAAUGAGGCCCGCUAUCCCUCGCUGCACGACGGCUCACGACUCAAGUGGCCAACAGAUCUCACAAAGUCACAGAAGCAACAGUUCUGGAUCUGGCUCAACAGUCAAUGGGCAACAGCGGUCGAAAAGGACGUUCACUGGAAACUGAUCUUCGGGGCGACGCCGACAUGCGUUCUGCAACAUCACCAUGGUCACGCUGCAUCUGAUGGGUGUCCACAGUGCGGCCAACGAGACACCUUCAUGCACUUCUACUUCGAAUGUGAUCAUUCACGUGAGUUCUGGCGCCUGACCUUGCAGCUGCUGAGGGUUGCACUUGGCCAGGCAGGUGACUUCCAACCUGGCGAAGUCGACUCUCCUCAGAUCAUGCUUGGCCUUCCUCGGGUGCGUGGCGAAAGUCGUGACUCUCGGACCUACAUCGUCGUUCGGGUCGUUCUUGCGAUUGCUUUCAACAAGCUCUACCUUGCUCGAUGGCAUCAGCACAAGGAUCAAAUUCCCCUACCGACCCCGUACUUUCUUACUCGCGAAGUCCGCUCGCAUCUCAAAUUCUGA
Messenger RNA from Microbotryum saponariae, 918 nucleotides. NCBI's taxonomy places the organism in Eukaryota, Fungi, Basidiomycota, Microbotryomycetes, Microbotryales, Microbotryaceae. The record is from the annotation of a GenBank genome assembly.